ACUAAAUGCUAGUCGGGGCCUAUUUAAACUCACCAUCCCAUCCACGACAAAUGGGCAGAGCAGUACAGCCAUUUCAACAUAUAAUUUGCCCUUAACAUGAAACUCUCGUUCGCCCUUGCUUCUCUUGCUUCUGCCGCGCUGGCCGUGGACACCUUCCAGGCUACGCCUUAUCUUACGUCAUCCAACAGCCAGUUUGGCAGUGGCAUUGAGGGUGCUGGUGUCGACCGUGCUGGAAAUAUCUAUGCCGUCAACUUCAAUGCCAAUUCGGCAGCUGCCGGCAAGGUCUCGCCUAGUCAGUCUCUGCUGUACCAGGGAACUGGUAGUGCUCUGUUUAAUGGCAUUCGGUUCCGGGUCGAUGGCAGUGGCAACGAGGAAGCCUACAUCGCCGAUGCCACCGGCCAUCGGGUGCUCCGGCUGACUAACCGCAAUGCCUCGGGCUCGUUCCAGAACAGUGCCGUGCUGUGCCAGGACCCGGGCAUUCUGCAGCCCAACGACAUUGCCAUUGCGCACUCCACUGGCCGAAUCUUCAUGUCGGGCAUGAACUAUCAGGCUACUGAUGUGAUUGGCAAUGGCGACUUGUGGACCUGCGAUAGUACUGGCAAGGCGACCAAGCUCGGCGUCUUCUACCGCACCAACGGCAUUGAAGUCAGCCCCGACGAGAAGACUCUGUAUCUAUCGGAGUCGGCCAACAAGGACUGGGCGGUCAUCUCGAACGUCAUUUACGCAUUUGACCUCGAUGCUAAGACAGGGGCUAUAUCCAACAAGCGCGUGUUUGCUGAUUUUGGCAAGCUCGACAACACUGCAUCCACUGACAUCGAUGGCAUGCGCACUGAUACCCAGGGCAACCUGUAUGUCACUCGCAAUGGCAAUGGCAAGGUCACCAAGCUCUCUCCGUCGGGCAAGCUCCUUGCGUAUAUCAAUGUGCCAGGAAUCAUGAGCGUUGGCAAUCUCGAGUUUGGCGGGAAGAGCGGCACAGACCUGUAUAUUGGUGGCAAGUGCGAGAAGGAUGCGAAGAAAGGGUGUGUGAGCGUAUACAAGGGCAAGGCUGCUGGCCGGGCAUUCAAUGACCUGCAGCAUCACUCCAAGGGCCCUGCUGCUCCCACAGCAUCGGCGUAGCGCGAACAGUUCAGCCAGAAUAAGCUAGUCCAGUAAAUUGUAAUAUCAACUUUUGUCUGUUCAGUCACUGUCGAUGAGGUCACGGGCCACUUGUGACGGCCGCUAUCCCUCUUCUCUUCUUCUCUCUAGGCUUUUUUA
This is a messenger RNA of Linderina pennispora, 1254 nucleotides long. Its product is annotated as calcium-dependent phosphotriesterase. The record is from RefSeq and is a predicted model, not a curated record. The coding region runs from base 97 to 1116 and encodes 339 amino acids. NCBI's taxonomy places the organism in Eukaryota, Fungi, Kickxellomycota, Kickxellomycetes, Kickxellales, Kickxellaceae. The transcript has a single exon.